This is a messenger RNA of Pogona vitticeps (central bearded dragon), 6888 nucleotides long. The record is from RefSeq and is a predicted model, not a curated record. Lineage: Eukaryota; Metazoa; Chordata; Lepidosauria; Squamata; Agamidae.
UCUCUCCCCCCCUUGUCUAAGCACUCUGGAAAAAUAAAAAGUGUCAGCGCUUGGUGAAAGGGGAGGGGGGGAAUCAUCCUUCUCUCCCGAAGUUCAAGAAAAGAUCUGGAAGCGGUGGAAAGGGGGGAAAAGCCACCCAAAGACAGUUCUCUGGCGAAAAGAAAACCCCCUCGGCUUUGAUGAUGCCUUUUUAAUUGAAGGAAGAACCUCAUCUGGAGUGCGCCAAGCGGGGGGCAGAAAGAGUUUCUCUUUCUCUCUGCUUCCUUAGUUCUUUAUUAUUAUUUUAUUUUUUUUUUAAAAAAGAAGAAAUCCGUCAAGAAGAAAACAGAAGAAGAGGAGGACGAAGCAGAAGAUCGCUCCCCCCCUCCUUCAACCUGAUCCCCCCCCACCCAAGUCCAGCUCUCCGGGCGAUGACCGUGUAAAUGCCAGGGCAAUGUCCCGUCGCAAGCAGGGGAAUCCGCAGCACUUAUCACAAAGGGAAAUUAUCACGCCAGAGGCUGACCAUGUGGAAACGGCCAUCGUCCAUGAGGAGGAGAGCCUAGCAAUAGGAGAGCCAGUUGGGCUUAGCCUUGCAACGGGUGGAGCAGACCCUGACCUACUAACUUGUGGACAGUGUCAGAUGAACUUCCCCCUGGGAGACAUCUUGGUUUUUAUAGAGCACAAGAAGAAACAGUGUAAUGGCGCUGGCAGUGCCUGCUAUGAAAAGAAUCUGGAUAAGAGCAGCCCUCCCCCUUCGUCACGCUCCGAGCUCAGGAAAGUGUCAGAGCCAGUGGAAAUCGGGAUCCAAGUCACACCCGAUGAAGAAGAUCGUCUUCUCACGCCUACAAAAGGAAUUUGCCCCAAGCAGGAGAACAUUGCAGGGCCGUCCAGGCCUGCAAAGCUGCCGGCGGCCUCCAUAACUGCCUCUUCCCACCCUCACAUAUCAGUGACUGCACCGCCACCUCUCCGUGCUCUGACCUCAGUCCCGCCCUGCCUGAGCCUGCCCUGCUGUGGUGUGUGCGCAGUCUCAGUUGGUGGGUCUCAGAGUGAGACGCCAGACACAUUUGGAUGUCAUUGUCAGUUGUCAGAACCCUCAUAUUGCUGGACAGCCUUGGAUGCUUCUGAUAAACCAUUUCCAUUUAAAAAGUGGACACAGAAAAGUAAAGAUGAGCCUUCAAGCUAUAUUUGCACAACAUGCAAGCACCCUUUCAAUAGCGCUUGGUUCUUGCUUCAGCAUGCCCAGAACACACAUGGAUUCCGCAUCUACCUGGAAACAAGCCCUUCAAACAGUUCCCUUACUCCACGCAUCACCAUCCCUCCUCCUCUGGGACCUGAGACUGUUGCACAGUCCCCACUGAUGAAUUUCCUUGGCGACAACAACCCUUUUAGUCUCUUACGCAUGACAGGUCCCAUUUUGCGUGAUCACCCUGGCUUUGGUGAAGGUCGACUCCCCAACACACCUCCCCUCUUCAGCCCACCACCUCGUCAUCAUCUGGAUCCACAUCGCCUUAGUGCCGAAGAAAUGGGGUUAGUUGCCCAGCAUCCCAGUGCCUUUGACAGAGUCAUGCGUUUAAACCCCAUGGCAAUUGAGUCGCCAGCGAUGGAUUUUUCCAGAAGGCUCCGAGAGCUGGCAGGGAACAACUCCACCCCUCCACCAGUUUCUCCCAAUCGCAACAACCCUAUGCAUCGCUUGUUGAAUCCUUUCCAGCCAAGCCCUAAGUCUCCUUUUCUGAGCACUCCGCCAUUGCCGCCGAUGCCCCCGAGCAGCACUACACCUCCGCAGCCUCAGGCUAAAAGUAAGUCCUGUGAAUUUUGUGGGAAAACUUUCAAGUUCCAGAGCAAUCUUAUCGUCCACCGCCGCAGCCACACAGGAGAGAAGCCCUAUAAAUGUCAGCUCUGUGACCACGCUUGUUCCCAAGCCAGCAAACUAAAACGCCAUAUGAAAACACAUAUGCACAAGGCUGGGUCCAUGACAGGGAGGUCAGACGACGGUCUGUCUGCUACCAGCUCCCCUGAGCCUGGCACAAGUGAACUCACUGGAGAAGGACUAAAGUCUAGUGAGGCUGAUUUCAGGAAUGAGAGUGAUCCUUCUCUAGGCCAUGACAAUGAAGAAGAGGAAGAAGAGGAGGAGGAGGAGGAGGAGCUGGAGAACGAGAGUAGACCCGAGUCAAGCUUUAGCAUGGACUCAGAGCUAAGUCGUAAUCGAGAGAAUGGUUCCAAAUCACUGCCAGAUGAAAAAUCCCUCGUACUAGGAAAAGUGAUAGAGAAUGUAAGCCUUGGUACUAUCCAGCAAUACAAUGACAUGCUGGCUGAGAAGCAGAAAAGGGGUGGCUUCAUGAAAAGGUCUUCGGAUCAGCGGGAUCUCUGUCCGCGAGACCUCUGUCAAAGAGACACAGGUGAUGAAGACUCCGUAGCUGGAGAACUUGACCGCACCGAGGAAGGGGCAGUCAACGGAAGAAACUUUGGUCCAGGUGAGCCCUUCCCCGGCCUAUUUCCUCGCAAGCCUACCCCCAUUACGAGCCCCAGUUUAAACAACUCCUCAAAAAGAAUAAAGAUAGAAAAAGAUUUGGACUUGCCACCAGCAACAAUAAUACCUUCUGAAAAUGUUUACUCCCAGUGGCUGGUAGGAUAUGCAGCAUCAAGGCACUUCAUGAAGGAUCCAUUUCUAGGAUUCACAGAUUCCCGACAAUCCCCGUUUGCAACAUCUUCUGAGCAUUCCUCAGAAAAUGGAAGCCUGCGUUUCUCCACUCCACCAGGUGAUAUGCUGGAUGGUGGUCUCUCAGGGCGCAGUGGGACGGCAAGUGGCGGCAGCACGCCCCAUAUCAGUGGACCUGGCCCCGGUCGACCCAGUUCAAAGGAAGGACGGCGGAGCGACACAUGCGAGUAUUGUGGCAAGGUCUUUAAGAACUGCAGUAACUUAACGGUGCAUCGUCGGAGCCACACAGGAGAGCGGCCUUACAAAUGUGAGCUCUGCAACUAUGCAUGUGCCCAGAGCAGUAAGCUGACACGUCAUAUGAAAACACAUGGCCAGAUAGGGAAGGAGGUCUACCGCUGCGACAUUUGCCAGAUGCCCUUCAGUGUUUACAGCACCCUGGAGAAACACAUGAAAAAGUGGCAUGGCGAACAUUUGCUGACAAAUGAUGUCAAAAUUGAGCAGGCAGAAAGAAGCUAAGGCCCCCCCGCUGGGUUAAAAUCAGGGGUCUAGGACAACGCUGCUUAGGAAAUGGAAUGGAAAUGAUUUACUGCUGAAUUAAAACUCAAAUGACACAAAUUGCAAGUUGUUAUCAUUGAAUGAAAAAAAUUCAGGAACAACGGCUAAUUUUUUUAAAAGUUAAAUUUUGUGCACUCUGUCUUAAAAUACGUUUACAGUAUUGAAUACAUACAAGGGUAAAAAAAAUUGUGUGUAUGUGUGUUUGAGCAAUCUCUCUCUCUCUCUCUUUCUCUCUCUCUUUUUUUUUCAAAGUUUGCUUAAUAGGUUAUUAAAAUGCCACAAUGGCCAUGUGUAUAUUGUUUUCUUUUGGUGACGGGGUUUUAGUAUAUAUUAUAUAUAUUAAAAUUUCUUGAUUACUGUAAAAGUGGACCAGUAUUUGUAAUAAUGGAGAAUGCCUGGGCAUUUUACAAAACCAGAAAGAAAAAAAAAACUUUUCUCUUUUUUCCUUGGAAAUGUUGCAGUAAAAUUUAAAUGGUGGGUCUAUAAAUUUGUUCUUGUCACUGUAACUGUAAAGUCUGAGUUUUAGUAAAUUUUUUUCUGCCUUGGGUGUUGAAUUUUUAUUUCAAGAAAAAUGUAUAGAAACUUGUAUUUGGGGAUUAAAAGGUGACUGCUACACCAUGUAGAAAAAGUAUGUAGAAAAAAUGCUUAAUAUUGUUAUUGCUUUGCAGAUUAAAAAAAAAUCACAUUUCUGACCUGUACUUAUUUUUAUCUCCUCCCCCCCACCCCCCUCUUCUGGAAUGGAUAUUGAUAUUGGUUGAUUCAUAUAAUGUAGGCACUUGCUGUAUUUUUACUGGAACUUGUAAUUUUUUAACUGUACGCUUGUCCUUUUAAAGGGAUUUAAUGUACCUUUUUGUUAGUGAAUUUGGAAAUAAAAACAAAAACAAACAAACAGGCUGCCAUAAUAUAUUUUCUUUUAAUUUGGCAGGAUAAAAUAGUGCAAAAAAUUAAUUUGUAUGUCAAGACCUUAUUGUAUAGAACAAGGAAAAAUAAAAGGGUUGUUUGACGACCUGUGGGUAAAAGAAUCAAAACAAUUAUUAUUUUUAAUUAUUAUUUGGAGGGGCGCUGGGUGGGUGUCAGCUUUUGUUUUGUUUUCUGUUAACAUUUUUGGUUGUGUGUAUGUAUAUAAAUACAGAUAUUAAUUUCUUUUCUGUCAGAAAUGGCCUACAAAAAAGUGCUGUUCCUACAGGGCAGUAAUAACUUUGAAACUGCCUGGACCCCUUGUAUCAAGGCCUUCCCAGGUAUAGUUGAACGAUAAUGGAUGGAUGUUGCCCGUUGUUGUUAAAAGAAAUUCAAUUUUUGUGAAGAUGUUUGACGUAACAUUCCGCAGAUCACCCUCUCCCCCUUUUAAACAGAGGUGGCUUUUCCUGGAAAAAUAUAAGUGCCCUCCCCAGUCCAUAAGAAAACUGCAAAUUUGUGCUUUAGAUACUAAGUAAUCCUGGCUUAGACAGCACUGACUCCUACUGUGGGGUGACAAGGCCUGUCUACCCCCUUACACCAUCAUUGGCACUGUUGAUUGUCACUGUGUCAACCAUUUGUUAGAUCUGGACCUCAGCCAAUCUGAUCCUACAAGGUUUUCUGCUCCAUAUAGCACCCCUUUGCUUGAGUGCCGCCUGAUCCAGAGCCCAUACUGCAUCAGUGCACCUCUCCAUUGUUUUUCCAUUUUCUUCUCAGCUUUCAGAUAAAGCUGAUGGAAAAGGGGAAAGACAAGAAAGAGUGAUGUUCUAUCGUUACAACUGUGAAUUGGAUAGGAGUAAAGAAUUGAUCCAGGCACAUCCACAUUUUCCCCCUUCUCCCUAUCAGAAAGGGACCAUGUACAGGUUUUGCCAGUCUGUGUUCUUUUGUCUGCUUUGCUGCUGUUGACUCUUAAAUGUACAUUCCAUAAAUUUCUGAACUAUUUGAAGGACUGGGAUGAAAUUCUGUGCCUUUUUAUGUUAACUAAACCCCACCCAACUGUUCCGUUUCAUUUUUGGGUGGGGCAAGGCAGGGAAAAAUUACUGAAGCCAUGCUGAAAUGCUAGUACUAAUUAUAAAGAAGGGGCUUGAAGCAUUGUGAGGACUUAUUAACAAUGUGUGAAGAAAUGACUGUGAAAAGCAGGAGUGGGCUAGGUCUAGAAUGGGUCAUCUCUGGGUAGAAGAGCUCUUUCUGUGCAUCGCUGGCUUCUCAUCCAGUAGAAGAAUCCCACUGGUAAAAAAGGGGGUGGAUCUUGGUUGAUCCUAUCUUUUCAUGUGUUACCCUAUGCCCCUAACAUUGCCUUCUCAAUAAGAACAAUAAUCUUAUAACUGCAGAGCUGGAAGGGACCCUACGGAUAUGGUUAGAAGAACAGCAGGAGAGGUUAUAUUGAGGGGGUGGAAUUGAUGCCUCUCUUCCUUUCUAGCAACUGGCAUGUUCUGAGUGGGAUUCUACUUGGAAAAUGCACUUGUCAAAAAGGGAAUUGGAUCCAGCCCAUUCUGUCAAGUUAUGCAGCCAUCACAAUGUCAGGGCUAUAUUUCAUGCAUUAGAAUAGUCAUUACUCAUUCCACAUCUUGAAAACUAAGGGUAAGGAUAUGUUUUUUAAAAAAUACCACUGUGGAACAGUCCACCAGGAUAUGAUUCUCUUGAACUCUAGAAAUGGGCUUCUAGAAGGCAUAUUCGAUGUGUUCUGCAAACUCUUCUUUCCAUACAUACGAUGAAGAAAAUCUAGGGAAUUAAAUGGAUAGUUAUUAAAAAAAAUGAGCAUAGUAUUUAAAUCUCUAGAUAUCUGCUUUACCCCGGUUCCACAAUGAAGUGAAUUCAUUGUCACUGUGAACAUCACACAGUCCUUUUCACUCUGGAUGAACUAGGAUCAGAACCACCACCAGCUGUCUUACCGUGUGACUUGAAUUGUGGAGAGCCCAAGUCACUUUAAAGCACAAACACUGUGUUCAGUGAAACCACAAUGACCUUGCUCCUUCCUUCCUAUUUUUAGGAAUUCUGCUUUAAAAAGCCAUAAGCACAACAUGGCAGACAUAUCAUAAUUAUCUCUGCUGUCAUAGGAUGGGUACACUGCUGAUAUCAGCAAAAUUAACUGUGUUAAAUUAAAAUUAUUCAAUAUGACAUAGUCCUGCUUCCAGUUAAAAUGGAUGCAUGGAGCAUUUCUGGUGAGAUAGUAUGAUUUUUAAUUUGUGGUAGGACGUGAUAUUAAAAACAUAGUUGUGCACUUCCAGUAUAGUUCAGCAUUUCAUCCUAGUCCUGAUCAAGAUUUUGUUUUUCAUGGGCAAACUCAUUUUAUGGUGCUCUUUGUAUUUUAGAACUGCAAAGCAAAGUAACUUUGAUUUCCGUUGUUUGCAUUUGUACCAGCAAGGCAAACUAUUUUUAUUACCUUUUUCUAUUAUUGUAUGAGCUUUGGUUGUUUACUUGGAGGUUUUGUCUUUUACAACAAGUUUUGAACUAUUUAUUAUUGCUUGGUAUUUCUGCUCCAUUUUAAAAAAAUGGAAGCACUUUUUUUUAUUAUUAUGGAUAAAAAUAUUGAGAUGGCGGGAAGUCAUUUCAGUAUCACUUAGUGAAAUAUUUAUUGUUCCUUUUAUUCUCUGUACAAGAAUUUUGGCCUCUUCUCCCCUGACUGUCACAUUGUUGAGUUCAGCAUGUGUCUACCAUUUCAUUUGUACGCUCGUUCAAAACAACGUUUGUUCCAGUUUCAAGUUAUUAAAAAAAUAAAUUGGACAUUUGACUUGAUCUCCAAA